Molecule: messenger RNA, 4293 nt
Organism: Closterium sp. NIES-67
Lineage: Eukaryota; Viridiplantae; Streptophyta; Zygnematophyceae; Desmidiales; Closteriaceae
Source: the annotation of a GenBank genome assembly
CUAACGCGAAUCUCAACGUGCUUGGUGCUCCUUUCAUUAUGUAGGAUCUGAGGGAGGAGACUUCCUUGGAAUUCACUUAGAACAAAGGAGUCCGUCGAAAGAACUCGGACACCCUUCAUUAUCGUUUUUUUUCUAGCUGACAUCUAUUCUAUCCGUUUUCCAGACUGCCGCCGGCACUCUUCACUUGUUCGAGGUGGCAAUGGAGUCGUUUAGGAACCUCCAAGCUUUCCAAGCAUCGUCAGCAUUUCCUUCUCAACCAGCGUAUUCUGCUGAUUCGGCUACAUUUUGUAACUCCGGAAGUCAGAAGACCAGUAAUAUGGCUUCUGAGCAGCUGUCAUGUGAUCUGCCUGGCACCUUCGCAACUGAACGGUGCGUCCCCCCAUCCAGUGACAAUUUUCAGCUCCAUCCCGACCACGAUCUUGGAAGUCUGGCGUCCAUACUCAAGGAGGACAAUGCUGAAGUUCUGAAUGCAACCUUGAGGUCGGGGGGCCAGGAGAAUGGCGCCAACAUGCUUCAGAAAGUGGCUGCUGUAUUGCAUCACGCUGUAAAGGCCGAUGCGGUGAGCUGUCUCGCGUUUCUUCUCGAGUGGAGGACGGAUGAUGGGCAAAGGCUCUCGCUUGAUCACCUGGACGACAAUGGCGUGACUUGUUUGAGAAAUGCUGCGGUCAACGGAAGUGUCCAGUGCCUUGAGUUACUCCUGCGUCGAAGAGCCAACCCGGAGUUGAUAUGCAAAGACGGCAAGCGUGCUGUUGAUGCAGUUUUGGAGAUCAUCGGGAUGAAAUUACAACCUCUUGAGAUCAAGUCCCUGGAAAAUUUGUUCAGCCGAGUGAACAUCCAGGAAUUGAAUGUCGUCCGUUUGCUCUUCAAGCAUUCGGGAGAUGCUCGAAGGCUGGUUCUGGACCUAACUUGGAGUGGCAUAAUAGAAAAGUUUGGCGCUCUUCUGCUUGCUGUGGGGGAUUCGCUCGUUAACAUGGUGUUUCAACUCAAUGGAGAGGACACUGCGUUAGCUGACAUGCUUGUGGACAUUGCACUUCUGUCUGCAGAAAGCCGUGUGUCAGCUUAUGGCUGGCGGCUGAGCCGCGAAGUUGCAAUGAAAGAGCUUGAGCUGAUUGCACUGUGGAGGCCGAACUUGAACAGGACAGACGAAAGACCACAGGGUUUUAGACCUGACUCCAUUCCCACACCUCCUAUCAUCAAGGCAGCACGGGCUGUUGACGCUGAUCUCGUCCGUAUACUCAUCAAUGGUGGAGCUUCAGUAUUGGAGACGGAUAGCCAGGGUGACAGUGGACUCCACUGCUGCCUCCGUUCCUCUGCUGGAACCAAUCUCAUCGGGGUCGUCUGGAAGCUCAUAGAGGCAGGGUCAUCUGUUUCCUUGGGAAACAAUGAUGGAAUGACGCCUGUACAUAUUGCUGCUCAAUUUGGGCACUCGGAUCCCUUGAAGAUUAUGGUUGCAAGAGAGCCUGCAGCAGUGCAUUUGCUGACAGUGGCACGGGAGACCGCUUUGUUCUGGGCUGUGCGGGGUAAUCAUACCGAGUGUGUGAAGAUACUGCUCGUUUGGGGAGCAGACAGACUCUGUACAAACUUCAGAGGUGAGCGUCCUUGGGAUGUUGCCACAGAGGAAGGGAGAAGGCUUUUGGAGAUGGAAACUUCGACAGGCCCUCCGGAUUCUGUGGCAGCACGCUUGCAACAGCUUGCUAUGCAUGGUGCUCGAUGCUCUCUUUUGAAGACAAAGAGAAAGAAGGGUCGCUCAAUAGAUUUCGACUUGCCAUCAGCACCACGCUUCCUUCCUCCACCAAAGACAGAGCUUUGCCGGUAUUACAGGAUGGCUGGAGGAUGUGUUCGUGGGGACGCCUGCCUUUUUGCUCAUGGUGAGAGGGAGCUACUCCGUCAUGGCGGAUUGAGUGAUUACAAAGUGGACCAACAGCUAGAGAGAAACGGAAGCUUCAAAAGCGCUCCAUACAAGCAAAAUCCUGAUGAGCUGGGGAAGAAAAUAUUUGUUGGUGGAUUGUCACCUUCAGUGGAAUCAGAGGACCUAAGGGAGUAUUUUGAGGAGCAUUUUGGGCCAGUGGUGGAUGCUGUGGUUAUUGGGAGUCAGUCAGGAGACCAUGUUCAAUCCCGUGGAUUUGGAUUUGUCACCUUCAAGUACGAGCAGUCUGUCACUGCUGCAGUGAAGGAGCACUACGUGAUUCUUUUUGGUAAAAAGGUUGAAAUCAAGAGCGCAAUCCCAAGGCCGCUGAUGAUAGUAGCAGGGAAUCAGGUGCCAAGUGUGUCAGAACAGAAGAAAGCACUGGAGCUCAGCUGUUCGCUCUCACCUAAUUCCUGUGAGAGCUUCAACAGCUCAGGUCAAGGAAGUGCCAAUUGCGAAAGCUCCGUGACUGACGAGUCAGGCACAGGAGAAGGAAUGGAAGCACCACCUGUUUAUGAAGGUCCACCUCCUCCCUGGCUGAUUCGGCUAAGGGAGUGGCUGCCUACCUUCCUUCAACAGGUUUCCAGUCGUCUGAAGGAAGGGGAAUGGUAUCCUCUGUCUUCUCUGAAGGGUGACUUCCGUGCAACGUGUGGCAUGGAGCUCGAUCACCUUACCAUUGGGUAUCCCAAGCUAAGCGACUUCGUCCGUUCUUUGGCUGACAUCUGCCGCAUGAAGAUCGUACCUGUAGGCCGAGGUCCUGCAACGCAUAUGGUUCUGCUACCUCCAGUGGGUCAAGGCACAUUUGGUGGAGUUCCUGCUGGACAACACGCACCACCCAGCACGUCUCCACAUGGUUCCGGAAUGGGAGACCGAACAUCUGAUUUGGAGCAGCCUAUUCAGUCGUUCAUGGACAAACCCAGGUUCCCAUUCAUCCCAACGAUUCAAUCCAAUCCUUUUGGAAGCAUUUCCCCUAACGUCGACCUGAACUAUGGCUCCUUUCACGCGAAUCUUCAGGCAUCAGCGUUUCAGAUGCUCCAGAAAGGUCAGGCGAUGCCACUCGAAGCAGGGAACAUGUCGGCCUAUGAACGCCUUGCUGCUCUGGCGCAGAGGAUGCAUCGUCCCAGCAGUGUCCCUCCUGUGAUCCGGGGUCACCCAGAGCAUUUCAACAACUUCAAUCCCACCAUUCAGCCACCAUCACAUCACGCUGACCCGAUAGCCCGCCCGUCGCCGUCCGCAGCUGAACAGGGUUCGCUAGGUCACGAGCAUGAAGACUCACGGCUGGCGUUCGACAUUCUAAGCUUCCUGAACGACGACCCUGCGGAUAAGCCCGGAUCUCUCACUCCUGAAGUGCGGAAUCGAUCGAUGAGCUGUCCCGCGCCUGACCCGACGAUGCUGAAAUCGCUAAACAUGUUCAACGUCAACGAAAUGUUCGAUCAAGCGAACGCGAAGCCCUUCGCAUUUUCUGGAACCGGGCUGCUGCCGAUGGACGCUCCUCGACCCGUUCUGCAGCAAUUCGUGCCGUUGGCUGCUCAUGGCAACCCUUCUCCCGGCUCUGGCCAGGAAGAAACGACUACCAUCGACGCACUCUCGAAGCUGCAAGAUCCGUUCCAUGCCGACGUUUCGGCAUUCUAUGGACUCCGCGACAAGUCGCUAGUCGCGGCAGAAUAUUCCCAGCCAGUGCUGGGAAACAACACGAUUGAUUCAGCUCGGAAACCUCCGAGCCAUGUCAACGGGGGAGAGGCUCUUUUGUUGCAUAAACCGUUAGAGCCGAGAGCUCAGGGUGCCUACAACAUGUGGGCCAUACAAAACCCACAUGGUCAACCGAAACAGGCUCCCAUGCUGUCAUCGAACUGCUUUCACCCCUACCAGAGUCAGGAGUUUCGCCCUCAGCCACCAACGCAAGUCCAUACUCCAUGGAUGCAGCAGCAGCUUCCCCCUAUGGCCCCUGGACUGAUGCGACCGCCACUCCCUGUGUCGAAACAGAUGCCACUGGGGCAAAACUUCCAGCCAUGCAAUCUGAUGGAUGCGCGUUCCCUGCUACCCCAGCAAUUGAAUCUGUUGGGAGGCGGCGAGGAGGUUUGCAUGGUUUGCUGGGAGCGUCGAGCUCUGUGGCUGGCUCUCCCUUGUGGUCAUCGGUGCACUUGCACUGUGUGCAAAGAUGUGCUCCAGCAGCGUGGUGGGGGGCAUCCUUGCUGCGCAAGGUGCAAGAUUCCUGUGGAGCGGUGGAUGGCACUUUGAGGCGCGGCUGUUACCAGUACAAGCUGAAAGAAAUGCGUUUGUUUACAUUUGUUACGUUACGCCCAUAUUUUGGCAUUAUUGCUAGUUCCUGUCGCUAAGUGUGUGGGUCUGUAGUCUAAUUUUCCUUCCAUCUCUUUUGUUGAUCAAUA